Molecule: messenger RNA, 870 nt
Organism: Carassius carassius (crucian carp)
Lineage: Eukaryota; Metazoa; Chordata; Actinopteri; Cypriniformes; Cyprinidae
Product: fibroin heavy chain-like
Exons: 3
Cellular component (GO): extracellular region
Molecular function (GO): peptidase inhibitor activity
Source: RefSeq, a predicted model, not a curated record
CACAGGCAGAGAUCACAGGCUGGGAGGAUGACAGCUCGAGUGUAUUUCUCGUUGAUUGCUGUUUUUUCGUGUCUGUUCGGAUACUUGAGCAUAGCGCACGCUAUUCAAAGACGAACCACAGUGAAGCCGGGUCAGUGUCCCAUACCGGAGAUGAUUCCACUGUGUGCUAAAAGCUGUUUCCAUGAUGGCCAGUGUCCUGCCAUGCAGAAAUGUUGCCCAACCACCGGUGGCUUUGCAUGCAGUGAACCACGUGGUCAGGGAAGAGGUCAAGCAAGUUGCCAGGGAAGCGGAGCUGGUCAGGGCGCCGGACAGGGAAAUGGACAGGGAAGCGGAGCCGGUCAGGGCUCAGGACAGGGAAGCGGAGCCGGUCAGGGUGUAGGACAGGGUCAAGGAAGCGGAGCAGGACAGGGAAGUGGAGCUGGUCAGGGAGCCGGACAGGGUCAGGGAAGCGGAGCUGGUCAGGGCUCAGGACAGGGAAGUGGAGCUGGUCAGGGCUCGGGUCAGGGAAGCGGAGCUGGUCAGGGCUCGGGUCAGGGAAGCGGAGCUGGUCAAGGCGUAGGACAGGGCAGCGGCUAUGGACAGGGCAGCGGCGCCGGACAGGGAAGCGGCGCCGGACAGGGUCAGGGAAGCGGAGCAGGUCAGGGCUCGGGUCAGGGAAGCGGAGCUGGUCAGGGCUCGGGUCAGGGAAGCGGAGCUGGUCAGGGCUCGGGUCAGGGAAGCGGAGCUGGUCAGGGUUCGGGACAGGGAAGCGGAGCUGGUCAAGGUGUAGGACAGGGCAGCGGCUAUGGACAGGGCAGCGGAGCUGGACAGGGCAGCGGCUAUGGACAGGGAAGCGGAGCUGGUCAGGGCAGCGGCUAUGGACAGGGUGCA